CGAGUUUGGGAACCCUAAACAUACCAUGAACAUCGGGUUUUAGACACCACCUUACCGCAGCCAAGUUAGCUAAGUAGCCAAGUGGGACCAAGUCGCGAAGUCUGGCUGGCAAUCAAUGCAUUUGUGGCGGUAGGUUUUGGAUUCGUAGCGAAGGUGUUGGUUACAGUUUAUUGCGCUCGUUACUGACGAGGAGUCGCUAUGUGCCUUCCUUCAUUGAUAUUCCUUGCACUAGGAGCAGUGUCAGCGUUGUUUUCGUUUGUAUGGUUGGCCAUAUUGCCUGUGUGCGGCGUCGCCUUCGGAACGCAAGCGUUUUCGUCACUGUCCAUUGCAGUAACAGCAUCCCUGGUUGCAGGGAAACUGAUUCCACGCAUAAUUAAACAAUGCAUUCCUUUCCUGGAGCUCAUGGUUACAAUGUCUGCACUGGUCUUUCCACUUGUGUACAUUCCACCUUGGGCCUGUCAAAUGAACCUCACUCUCCUGGCUUUUCUCGAUCCUUUCUUCGUCAUUUUGGAAGUGUUCCAAAUGCUCAGCUUGGUUCACUGGUGCAAUGUGAGGGCACAAACAGGCAUUGACAAUGAGCCAGUGAUUUGGAAGGCAAUAGUGCUGUCUCUUGCUGUAGCCAGCUGGGUUUCUUCUCUUUUCUUGCUGCUGAAUAUUUUUGAAGGAUCGGACACAAGACUUGUGGCAGCAGUCCUUGUACUUAAUGUUCUAGCUCAUGUUGCCUGUGUUUAUGUGGACUCAGGUAUCAUAAGUGAUGCGGCAUUGGUGCUUUUAAUGUCCCUGUUAAUAAUGAGACUGGGCCCCUACGAGACAAAGAUUCAUGAAACCCUCUGCACAGUUGCGCAAUCAAACCACCCAGAGCCAUGGAGUGGAACGCUUCUGGGGAUGAUUUCUGGCCUGCCGAGCAUGACUGCUGAGAUGAUUGCAGUGCCUUUCGGAGUGAGCACGAAAGUGCGCCGAGACCCCGAGCAGCGAUCGUAA
Messenger RNA from Dermacentor silvarum, 981 nucleotides. RefSeq lists its product as uncharacterized. The record is from RefSeq and is a predicted model, not a curated record. NCBI's taxonomy places the organism in Eukaryota, Metazoa, Arthropoda, Arachnida, Ixodida, Ixodidae. Bases 199 to 981 code for a protein of 260 amino acids. The transcript is spliced from 7 exons.